Molecule: messenger RNA, 2019 nt
Organism: Paramisgurnus dabryanus
Lineage: Eukaryota; Metazoa; Chordata; Actinopteri; Cypriniformes; Cobitidae
Gene: fbxo43
Product: F-box protein 43
Biological process (GO): negative regulation of meiotic nuclear division; regulation of mitotic nuclear division
Cellular component (GO): nucleus
Molecular function (GO): protein binding; zinc ion binding
Source: RefSeq, a predicted model, not a curated record
CUGCUGAUGAGCGUUUCUCUCUCUCUCUCUCUCUCUCACCCUGAGCAGCGGUAGCAGCAUGAAACUCUGAUAACACGCGAGUUGACAGCGGUUUUGGGCCCAUUAAGUGUUUGAUAAAGACCUGCUGGAGAUAAUGGAGAGCACACAGGUGAUGUCUGAUCCUUUUCAGGGUGUAAAAUAUCAGAGCUGUGGUUACGGUACGGGCCGGCACUACACGCCCAGAAAAGACGCCCAGCCGGGCCGUUUCAGCAGCACCAAAGAAAACCGUGAGGUGUGCUCUUCCCACAGAAAAGACCAGAGACGGUCGAAGGACAUGAAAGAUUCACAGAGGGAACCACCUGUCCAAACGGGCUGGUGUGAGACUCCCAAGAUCAAAAAAAAGGACGCGUCACUCCGCCGACGCCUGCUCAUGUCCCGGUCGGGCUCUGCUGAUGGGAGUGACUGCGGCGUCGCUGCAACGCCUGGAGAAACCUCCAGAGAUCUCGUGAACUGUAGAGACGAGAGCUUUGACUCUCUAGACAUCAGCCCGACCGGACCUUUGACCUACAGCACUUUAAAACCCGACGAUCUGGAUUUCUCCUGUCGAAAGCGCCGUCUUCUGUUUUCUGAAGCGAUUACUUCAACCCUUGACAAUGGCAAGUGUGGAAGUCACAUGAACCCAAUGCUGGUUCAGAAUUCCAUAAAUGAGCCAGAUCUCAAUGAAAGCAUCAUAGCUGGUCUCGCUGCUUCUCCGCCAGUGAAUGACUUAAUGCAGGUUGCAGGUGACCCCUUUCAGUCCCCUCUGAGGUCAGAAAAGCAGAAGCUGAGCGUCCUGGAGACGCCCUCCCUGACCUCAGAGGACAGCGGAUUCAGUUCUCUGGGUCUGGAUAAAUCGUAUGACGACUCUAUUGAUCACGACGGGUCUUUCCAGGAGCUGGUGCUGCCGUUGUCCUCAGGCAGCAAAGAGAGGAGACGCUCACGACUGGAGAGACAGCGAAGGCUGUCCACUCUACGAGAGGGAGGUUCGCAGUCAGAGGACGUACCCGGAGACCAGCGGCGUGAGUCGGACGCCCACGUGAGUAAGGACAGUGUGUUUUUAGACAGAACCCCGCUGGGUGCCGCCACACAGAAGAUGCACGACCUGUCUUUGACUCCGGCGCUGCAGGUCGUGCACGCCAUUAGUUGUCGCAGCACACGUGGGCUACAGCAGCAAACCAGUUUAGAGGAGCUGCUCCGUGUGUCAGAUGAAGACGGACCCAGCGGAGGCGGCUUGCCUCUCUCGGGGCUCAUUGGCCGGAAAAUGGGCCUGGACAAGGUAGACAUCGUUGUGGAACUGAAGAUGCGAAACCUGAGACACAUACUAGCAGUUAUUCUGAGUCUUCUGUCAGCAGCUGACAUCUUCAGAUUUGGUCAAGUUUCUGAAGACUGGAAUGACGUCAUCUCUGAAGACAGAAAAGCCUCCUAUAGAAGGAAAUGUCACAUCAAAGAGUUAAAAGUUGCAAUAGAGGCUGGUAGACUGGCGCAUGUUUCGGAUGCUGACACCAGGCUAACGCUGAGCUGUAGAUCGGCUCUGAGCAGCGUUCAGGCUCAGGCCAGAACCCCACACACACCCCAGACCCCGACCCAAAACACAGAGCGUCAGGUCAGCACCAAACGCAUCGAGUUCCUUCAGGUGGCCAAAACUCUUUUCAGUGAUGAAUAUUUAAAGCCGUGUCCACGCUGUCAACAUGCAGCUCGCUGUCACUCAUUGCGAGCCGAGGGUCUGUGCAGCUGGGCCGACUGCAGGUUUCGGUUCUGUACGUUGUGUUUGUGUGAGUUUCAUGGAUCCAGAGACUGCACUCAUCUGUCCGGCAGACGCAGGAGUCGUAGGGAUCUUCUGCCCGGCAGCGCUCAGAGCAAACGUAAUGUUAAGAGACUCUGACUGUCUGUCUAUCUGUCUGUCUGUGUUUUUUUUUAAUGAUGAAUUACCUCAGAGUUUUGCACUUGUGUACAGAAAUCAUUUUUGCUCUUUACAUGGAUGUUUUUAUACAUUGUUUUAAA